AUGGUGACCUCACAAAGAAAAGGAUAUUCAAUUCAGUGUGGCGCUGGAACAAACCACGCAGCAUUAGAUGGCUUUAAUAGUUAUUUUUGUAAACAAAAAUCCCAAAUGAUAACGCUCUUUCACCGUAUCAAAACAAAUUGGGUUCAAGCGCCUCGCAUAAGAAAACCUAAAGGAAAGGGACUUGCCUACUAG
This is a messenger RNA of Dentiscutata heterogama, 192 nucleotides long. The record is from the annotation of a GenBank genome assembly. Lineage: Eukaryota; Fungi; Glomeromycota; Glomeromycetes; Diversisporales; Gigasporaceae.